UUAUAUAAAAGGAGUGACUCAUAGUUGUACAAUACAUAUGCUUUAAACGGCUUUGAAUAAACGACGUAUAAGUAGUUUAUAACGUCCAGUAUAUUUUAACACGCAGCUUUAGUGUGUAGCGAGCAACGUGAAGACACUAUGAUUAAGGGAAAAUUAUUUGUUAUUGUUUUUUGUGUUAUCUUCAUCAUUGUUACCGGAGAGGAUGAAAAAGAAUCCUUUUGUAAUGAAUAUUGCGAAAACAAAAUGGAUUCUGUCUUUUGUCUUUUUUCCGGAUUUAGAGAUGACAUUCUUCAAAUCUUGUACGACUGUGCUCGACCUUUCAUUCCAAUUAACUCCAAUUAUUUUGCCAUCUAUUUUAUAUUCUUUACAAGCGAUGUGGACAUAUACCCUAUCUAUGUAGACUGCAUGCUAAGCAACUUUACAGACGAACAAGUUGAACACCUUUUAGACAUUGCACAAGAGUGCUCAGAAAAAUAUAAUGUCAAUCACUUCCCGUAGAGGUUCUAAAAUAUUUUUCUUAAUUCGGAAACCUUCGAAUGAAAUCUCUAUACAGUACAGCGUCGUUUAUCCGAAU
Centruroides sculpturatus (bark scorpion) is the source of this 574-nucleotide messenger RNA. RefSeq lists its product as uncharacterized. The coding region runs from base 139 to 498 and encodes 119 amino acids. NCBI's taxonomy places the organism in Eukaryota, Metazoa, Arthropoda, Arachnida, Scorpiones, Buthidae. The record is from RefSeq and is a predicted model, not a curated record. The transcript is spliced from 6 exons.